This is a messenger RNA of Puntigrus tetrazona (Sumatra barb), 2395 nucleotides long. RefSeq names its product CD48 antigen-like. The transcript has 6 exons. The coding region runs from base 64 to 912 and encodes 282 amino acids. NCBI's taxonomy places the organism in Eukaryota, Metazoa, Chordata, Actinopteri, Cypriniformes, Cyprinidae. The record is from RefSeq and is a predicted model, not a curated record.
CUCACUUGUAGGUCGACGGCUUUUAGUGAAUAGCAUUAUUUGAUGAGACACUGAACAACCGAAAUGUCUUACACGUUUGUUUUAUUCUGUUUUUGCUGGUGGAGUCCGUCCGGUGUGUUCGGUGAGUCGGUGUCGGUGAUGGAGGGAGAUGCUGUCACUCUUACUGAUGUUACUGAAAUACAUAAAGACAAUGAAAUAGUCUUGAAAUUUGGACCAGCUAAACCAGUUAAAAUCUUCCCCACACUUGAUGUUCCUGGUGGGAUAUUCAGAGACAGACUGAAGCUGGACGAUCAAACUGGAUCUCUGACCAUCAUGAACGUCACGACUCAACACGCUGGAGUUUAUCAGCUAGAGAGAGAUGGAGUGAAAUUUACAUAUAAAACGUAUAACGUUUCUGUCUAUGCUCGUCUGACUGUUCCUAACAUCACCAGAGACUGUUCUUCAUCUUCAUCAAAUUGUUCGUUGUUGUGUUCGGCGGUGAACGUGGGUCAUGUGACUCUCUCCUGGUACAAAGGAAACAGUUUAUUGUCCAGCAUCAGUGUGUCUGAUCUCAGCAUCAGUCUCUCUCUACCUCUGGAGGUGGAAUAUCAGGAUAAAAACACCUACAGCUGUGUGAUCAACAACCCCAUCAGAAACCAGACCACACAUCUGAACAUCACUAAACUUUGUCAGACGUGUUCAGACUCAGUGUCUCUGAUCACGUUGGUCUCUGUUUCUGCUGGAUCUCUGUUGAUCGUCGCUGCCGGGAUCUUCUGCAUCUGCAGGAGACACAGAAAAAGCGAUCAAGAAGGCCAGACUUGUGAGGAAGAAAUCAUUUACACUGAUCCCACUUUCCACAAAAGAAAAGCACAGAGAUCGUAUGUUAUAAAGGAAGAUCAUGUUGAGUAUGCACCUAUUGCCGUUAGGAGAUGAUCAAACAUCAAACCUCUAAACUCUUUGAGUUUUGGGAUUAGCAUGAAUCACCAGACGCAGCAGGAUCAUUCCGAAGCAUGGCAGUUAAAGAUGGAUUCAUGAAGCGGUACCUUUUUUGGAGCGCCGAGACUUUGAAUUGAUCUAAAUCGUACGGACAAUAGGAACGUCAAAGGCACCACGUGCGUAAAUGCCAUUUUUAAAAAAAACUGCAAAACGUAGAUGCAAAAGCAGACCCUGCUUUGGUCUUUUUGAUUCACAUCUACACAGAUAUGUGGUUUUUUUGUUGGACAAACAGGUCCUGCGUGAGCUCGUGUCUGUGUGAGAGGUAUCAAUGGUGUGUGGUUGAACGUGUUUUUUCCAUUCUGGUUCGCAUAUAUGAAACCAUUUGACUUUCACUUUGGUAAAAGCUGCAAUUUAAUUUCUCAUUUUCCGAUUUCCAUUUCCAUGGUUCAAUGCUACCAGCCUGCAAACACGUCGCGGUGACGAAAUUCAUAAAGCUCACUGAUCUAAACGCCUUCGAGCCGAUACGAAGACACCGUGAUGGCAAACUGAGGACAGCCAUAUUUGGUUCCGUAUAAGAGUUUGUAGAGGUGUAAUAUCACACAUAUCUAAAAUACUGCAGUGGAAAAGGUGUACAUGUAGUAUGCACGUAUAGUCCGCAAUACGUUUUUUCCGUCUCCGACGUGGUAUAAUGAACUAUUCUCCAACUCGAUGGAAACUAUUCACUUUCAGUGCAGAUGUAAUACCUCGUUAUAUAACAUCAUAUACAUGUAUAACAAUAAAACAAAUUCAUUUAGAUUGAAUAUAUAUACUUGAUUUGGGCUGUUUGAAGUCAUCAAAUUGUUGAACGUUAAAAUGUAUUCUCAGUGUUUUAUUAUAUGACUGACACACAGGCUAUUUCAAGGAUGUUCUCACUAACUUUCUGGGCCUUCAACGGGUCAGUUGCGCUGUUGUCCGUGCGGGGUCAGAAAGCUCUUGGUUUUCAUAAAAAAUACCAUCAUUUGUGUUCUGAAUGCAAACAAAUGACUUACAGAUUUGAAACAACAUGAGGCUGAGUAAUUAAUGACAGACGUUUCAUUUAUGGGUGAACCAACCCCUUAAAAGUGUACAAGAGAAAUGUAUAGCCUACGUUAUAGAGCAUCAUCUAGAGCCAUAACCAAAAAUCCAUCUUCAUCCUCACCCAAUUUAAAUACACACACACACACACACACACACAAAAGCUUUUAAAAUGACAAUCCGGGAAUUAAAAUCAUAAUUCCAAAAAUGAGACGAUUUUCAGUGUUUUGAUUUAAUUUUUAUUUUAACACCCAUUUCAAUUACAUACUUGGUUAUUACAUUGUAUUCAGCAUGUGCAACCAACCAUCGUUCAUUUAUAAAAAAUAAUCUAAAUUUACAUAUAAAAAUAUACUAUAUAUAUAUAUAUAUAUAUAUAUAUAUAUAUAUAUAUAUAUAUACUGUACAAUAUAAUACAUACAAACAUGUU